Messenger RNA from Aspergillus steynii IBT 23096, 615 nucleotides. RefSeq lists its product as uncharacterized. The transcript has 3 exons. NCBI's taxonomy places the organism in Eukaryota, Fungi, Ascomycota, Eurotiomycetes, Eurotiales, Aspergillaceae. The record is from RefSeq and is a predicted model, not a curated record. The coding region runs from base 1 to 615 and encodes 204 amino acids.
AUGGAGUUAUAUGACAUUUGUCCGUCCGAGCUUGUGUUCAAAGAAACCGUUCACACCUUGAGUACUCAACUGUUUUUCUUGUUGUGGUUCGCGGCCAUUGUUCAUCGUGGAAGGGGUCCCCGACGUUACUACGAGCCGGAAGACCGUGAACUGGACAUCCAUGUUCUCGAAUCGACUGCAUACCGCCGCUUGAAAGACAGAGGCCUCUGCGAUAGUGGUAUUGUACCCAACUUCUUGGGAGCGAUCAGGAACCUGGACCCGUCCUUAUACGGGUCGAAUCUCAGCAUGUUUUGGGGGGACAAAUAUCCCCCAAGCGCAAUAUUCCUGGAAUACAUUCCAAAUGUGGAAAUGAUUCAUCUGCACAACUUCACAGAAAAGCGGAUGGAUGGAUUUAUCCAAGGAAUUCAUGAAAUCCACCAGGCUUCAGUAUGCCAUCUAGACCCGAGACCGCGGAACAUGAUGGUAGUCCGAGAUGAUCCUGAGAGAGUGAUUUGGAUGGACUUCGACCGAGCAGAGACCUAUGACUGUGAUGAUUUAACUGAUGAACAAAAACACAUUUUGCAAGAAGAAGAAGUAGUAGUUAAAGAGUUAAAGCAAUGCUUGCAAGCAAGCUGA